AUGGUGCGGGUGGUGUUUCUGCAUCCAGACCUCGGUAUAGGUGGAGCAGAGCGUCUGGUUGUUGAUGCAGCAGUUGCCCUUAAAUCGAAGGGAUGUAAUGUCCAAAUCAUGACUGCCCAUUAUGACCCCUCGCACUGUUUCUCUGAAACCCUUGACCCAGACCUACCUGUGCUUUGUGUGGGAGACUGGUUGCCUACCAGUGUUUUGGGUUACCUCCAUGCCCUUUGUGCUUACCUGAGAAUGAUUUAUGUGGCAGUCUACUUGGUGUUCCUCAGCGGACUGGAGUAUGAUGUCAUCUUCUGUGAUCAGGUGUCCGUGUGUAUUCCAGUGUUGAGACUGGCCCGUCACAGAAAGAAAGUUUUGUUCUACUGUCACUUUCCAGACCAGCUGUUGACUCAAAGAAAAUCAUCAAUCAAAAAGCUUUACCGUGCUCCCAUCGACUUUCUGGAGGAGCACACCACUGGCAUGGCUGAUAUGAUUCUGGUGAACAGCCAGUUCACCGCAGGAGUCUUCAGGGAGACCUUUCAGAGUCUUAAAGGGAUCCAAACAGACGUCCUCUAUCCCUCCCUCAACACAUGCACCUUUGACCAGCCGCCCACUGAAUCGCAAGGGUUGUGGGGGCUGCUCCCUGAGGAAACCUCCCACCUGUUCCUCUCGCUCAACCGAUACGAGCGAAAGAAGAACCUGGGACUGGCACUGCGGGCUAUGGCGGCUCUGAGGAGCAUCCUUCCUCCGGGCCGGCGGGCGGGCGUUCACCUGGUGGUGGCAGGGGGCUAUGACGACCGGGUGAGCGAGAACGUGGAGCACUAUGGCGAGCUGAAAGAGCUGGCGUCUCAACUCCACGUAGAGGACUGCGUCACUUUCUUGCGCUCUCCCUCGGACUCCGUCAAGGUGGCGCUGCUGCGGGGCAGCCACGCCGUACUCUAUACACCGAGCAGGGAGCAUUUUGGGAUCGUUCCCGUUGAGGCCAUGUACUGCUGUUGCCCCGUUAUCGCCGUCAACUCCGGGGGGCCUCUGGAGAGCGUGGCAGAUGGCGAAACAGGCUUCCUGUGCGAGCCCACGGCCGAGGCCUUCUCUAAGGCCAUGCAGAGGCUUGUCGUGGAGCCGCAGCUGCGCAGGGACAUGGGACAAGCUGGCAGGAAGAGGGUGCAAGAUAAAUUCUCACUUGAGGCUUUUUCACAACAGCUCCACGGGUACGUUGUCACCCUAAGCCAGUGA
Molecule: messenger RNA, 1218 nt
Organism: Nerophis lumbriciformis (worm pipefish)
Lineage: Eukaryota; Metazoa; Chordata; Actinopteri; Syngnathiformes; Syngnathidae
Source: RefSeq, a predicted model, not a curated record